AUGCGGCUACCCUACCCUAAGAGGAGAGAUUAUUGUCCUGCCCCUUACUCCCGACCUGAACAAGUAGCAGUGGUGGAAGAAGACGACGACACCGAUUGGAAGAACAGUCCCGACCUACCUCCCAGAAUUAACGAAUAUUCUUUUUCUGUUGACACUGUAGGUCUGAUAAACCACCUGUCGAAGAUGGGGAAAGCAGUGCAAUGGCCGCCAAAGUCCAGCAAGCCAGACUCAAAGAAAGACCCCUCGAAGUGGUGUGAUUUUCAUGCCGACAUUGGUCAUACCACCAAUGAAUGCGUGGCGCUAAGAAGAGAAGUCGCAUACCUAUUAAAGAACGGAUACCUCAAAGACGUCAUGUCCGACAAAGCUCGAGGUGUCGUCAACAAAGACAACUCUAAUUCUCCUUCUCGACCUCCUUCACCUCCCCCUCAUACUAAAAACUCAAAAAGGCACACUCGAGAGAACGAGAUCGACAUACCAGCGAGGGAAGUUGCUAUAAAACACCUGACCCCUAUAUCCUUUGACGAAUCUGAAGCUGGUGACAUCUCUGACAAACAUACUGACGGUCUGGUAAUAUCUAUUCCCGUUGGGAAUUGUAUGAUCAGACGGGUCCUUGUCGACAAUGGUAGAUCCACCAACGUUAUGAUGCUCGAUGCCCUCAAGGAGAUGGGGAUGAACCCAGACACCGACGUCGUUAAGAAAUCUACGGUUCUUAUAGGAUUCAGUGGCGAAGCGAAAACUACUUUCAGAGAACUCACAUUUCCCGUCUAUGCCCAGAGAGUCAACCAAAAGGUAAAAUUAUGUGUUAUUGAUUGCCCAUCAUCUUACAACAUUAUCUUUGGUAGGCCAUGGAUUCACGACAUGAAGGCCAUCCCAUCGAACCUAUCACUAAACCAUCAAGUUCCCAACUCGGUGGUGGGUUUAGGAAAUCAAAGGAGAUCAAUAAGAAUCCAAAGAGUGUUACAAAGCGGCACUGAAGCCUUCAGCCACCAACAAAUCCUCAUUAUAUCAACUACAGUCCAGCUCUAA
Molecule: messenger RNA, 1026 nt
Organism: Spinacia oleracea (spinach)
Lineage: Eukaryota; Viridiplantae; Streptophyta; Magnoliopsida; Caryophyllales; Amaranthaceae
Exons: 2
Coding region: 1-1026 (341 amino acids)
Source: RefSeq, a predicted model, not a curated record